AUGACCCUCACCUUGGUGACUACUGUGACCGACAUGAUCUGUGUCUUCUUCCGAGUCCGGCUUCGUUUCCGGAAUUUCCACGAUAGGUGGUGUUGCAGCACGUGCGGAAGAUUGUUGAUUAGCUUGCGCCCCUCUAGCCGCAUCAUGCUCGCCUCUAAGGGUUUCAAUUUUCGCCUACAUUGCCUCUAUUCUUCUUCUCAUCUCCUGCAUAAACGUUGUCGGGUCCUGUUCCAUCCUUAUGGCUUCAAUAGGGUGUCUUUAAAAAUCCUCGGCCCCACGGUGGGUGCCAAAAUGUUUCUGCUGGAAUGGGACGAGGAAAACUCCUGUUGCUUCUGCUCGGGAAUGCUUCGCCUCCACCGAUUGGUCCUCCGUCCUCCUGUCUUACCGCUUGGAUCUUCCUUUCUCAAUAUCAAGAUGGGGGUGACCUGCAAGAAACACUCUGACGCUCAAGUCAGAAUUUAUCUCCACAGAGAUAGAUUUCUCGCAGCUCAUUCUUUUUGCAGGAAUAUCUUACCUGCAAACAAUGUUUUACCUGCAUGUUUAGGCAAUAAAGUAAACUCCCCACCUGUUACCCAAAAGCUAGAUCAGUCAGCAACUAUACCUAACAGCUUCACUGAGCAGUCCAACAUACUUGAAACUUGUCUUGAGCAAGAUGAAAACUCCUUAUCAGAUGAUAUAACUAAUAGUUACAGUUUGAGCCGUGAUGAUAUUUUUGAGAAAAAUAUGCAUAAUGGAGUAUCUGAUGCUAUCAAUUUUAUGGAGACAAACAUUCUGAUUGCCUUUAAUGCUACCUUCGUCGAUGAUAAAAUAAACUUCCUUCCGCUUGUCAGAAAAAUAAAUCAGUCAACUCCUGUGCCUAACAACUUAACAGGGCAACCUGAUAAGCUUGAUGUUUGUCCUGAGCAAGGUAAAAUCUCCCAUUCACAGAAACAAAAUGAAGAAUUUUUGGAGAAAAAUAUACACAGUGGAACUACCAAAGCUUUCAAUUCUAUGGAGAUGGACAUUUCGACAAAUGCCACAAAUGUUGGUCUCGUCCUGUUUGAAACAAAAGCAUUUGAUUCAGAAUCAAACUUAAGCAUCUCAAGCAGUAUAUUGAAUCCUCUAAAAUCACAUGAAAAUUGUAUAGUAGAAUAG
Vigna umbellata (rice bean) is the source of this 1134-nucleotide messenger RNA. The record is from RefSeq and is a predicted model, not a curated record. Lineage: Eukaryota; Viridiplantae; Streptophyta; Magnoliopsida; Fabales; Fabaceae.